CACCGGUAAACAAGCUACCAAUCAUGGUUGUAUUUUAUUUUGUGUAAGCAUUCAGAAUGGAUUUACAACGCUUCAAAUUUGACAUACAUGUCUACAGUUUUUUCUUGGUUAUAUCCUUAUUAAAGAUAUCUGAUGCGGUUUUUAGAUUUCAUUGUCCUGUUCAGGCACACUGGAAACAUAGAGCAGAAACAUUUUGUGAUGUUGGCAAGAGUUACUUUUGCUUGUAUGACAUAAAUGAAAAGAAUUCUACUGAAUUUUGUAGAGAUACAGAAGAUUUUGAUGCACCAGGACACAAACUUAUAGUUGCUGGGUCAUCGAAAGGAACACUGCAAGGAACUGAUUGUGAUAGUAAUUUCUACCAACCUUUUAAAUUCCUGUCGUCUGGAAACAGUCAUUGCGUUUAUAAAAAAUCUGACUGCAGUGAGGAAGGACAAGUUGUUUAUAGUAAUGGAACAGAGAAAAAUGAUAGAUCCUGCCGUUGUGACUAUACGAGAGGUUAUGAUUUUAUAACACAACCAAAUCAUCGAUGUUUGUGUGUACCAUCUAAAGAAGAUUGUUCCUGUUAUCAUAAGAAAUGUCCGACUAAAAACAUUUUAUCACCAGAUUAUGAGUGUCUUAAUGAGAACGAGUGGAAACUCAGCUUUAACUGUGAUUCAAUAUCAACAGUUGUGUUAUCUAAAGAUCCUAAAAUAUCAUUAUCGACAGACAAUUUGUCGUUGGACUAUCAUGUAAUAGCAUAUAGAAAGACUGCAUAUGUUGCAGUAUUGGUAAUGUGGAUGAGUAUGCUGUCAGUACCAAUAAUACUUUUGGCGCUGCCUGUUCUGCAAGAUUGUUUUUACAGACGCACAGAUUUCGAGACAAUUCCAUUACAGGACGUUGAAGAAAAAAUUGCUUCUCUUAUAGCCAAUGAAAAGUCCAGUUUGGAAAAACAAAUUGAGGCAAAUGAUGUUGAAAAACAGAAAUUAAAGGACAAAAUAAGCAAACUCGAAGAAAAUGUUCCACACCAUGUACUAGAAUUACAAAAGGAAAUACUUCAACAUUGGUCCAAUGUUCUUAAUAAAUUUGUUUUAACAAAAGCCGCCAAAUUCCUAUAUCGGCGCAUUCAGACAGAAAACGUAAUUGCUAUUAUAGGACCAACAGGGACGGGUAAAUCAGCGUAUGCUUAUCACAUAGCAUUUAAAUUAAAGAACGAAUAUGGUUAUACAAUUUUGCCUGCAAGACAGUCAUCAGAUAUUAUACAGUAUUAUUUACCAGGUACAAACCAAGUAUUCGUCAUUGAUGAUUUUAUCGGGAAAUAUGCUUUCGAUGAGGCUGAAACAGUUUCAUGGGAAAAAAGUGGUCCAUUACUGCAGAAGAUUUUGAGGAAUAACGAUAAAACUAAAGUAAUACUAACGUGUAGAAAGUCUAUUUGGCAACCUGAAAAAUAUGAACGCUUUGGAUUUUCAGCACUCGUAUGCGAUUUACUUACAGAUGAGUUGAGAUUAACUCUGUUGGAAAAACGAAAAAUCGUUGAGGCAUACAUCGACAAAAGUGACGUUGUGGCGUUAAUUGACGAAAUUAUAAUGAUGUAUACAUUUCUUCCCUCUUUAUGUUCAAUCUUUUCAUCGACAAAUGUUGUUACUGUUCAAACCUUUUUUACCUUACCUUUUCAAUUCCUGGAAGAGGAAAUAGAAAACUACAAGGAGAAAUCACAAUUACGUUAUAUCACUUUAGCUGUGCUUGCUAUCAAACAACAAAUAGCUAAAAAAUCAUGUUUUGAUGAUAUUGAAAAUGAAGAGUUGAUAAAUAACUUGUUUGGAGAAUCUGGAUUUCGAAUACGUCCAUCUAAAAAACUUAUAAUAAGCAGUCUCGAGGCUAUGACAGACACAUACGUAAAGGCUAACAAUGACUUUUUCGAAUUUAUCCAUCAGACUAUGCAAAAUAUAGUUCUUUACUGCAUUUCAAAAACAUUGAUAAACUCGGUACUUAAGUUCAGUAAAACUGAUGUUAUUAAGAACCAGGUAAGAUUAGCUUGUAUCAGAGAAGAACAGACCGUUCCUGUUAUUAAAGUUACAUCGGAACACGAAGAUGCUUAUUUUACACGUCUCAUGCAAGACCUUAGAAAAGGACUGUAUGUGGAUGUUUUUGAAAAUAAUCAAAAUGAAUUUGAAACAUUUAGACAGAAAUUGUGCAUAUAUAUAAACAAACAUAAACAGGAAAUACAUUUGAAGACUAACUCAAAUGGUUUGACUGUCCUUCACGUUGUUUCAUUGUUUGGAUACGAUGAUUUUGUUUCUUUGUUUAUAAACAUUGACAAACGAAUGAUCCAUAUGUCAGAUGGAAAUGGAAACACACCUUUGCACUUAGCCGCUUAUAAUGGUUAUCCUAAUAUAGUUAAGUUACUUGUUGAAGCGGGACGAAACGUUCAUCUUUUAAACAACGAACAAUUAUCACCUUUUUUCAUUGCAUGUGAAAAAAAUUCAAUUCCCGUUGUGAAUUAUUUGAUUAAUUUGAAAGAUGACUUGGUCAAGAUCAAUGAAACGUAUAUGCUAAGGGAAUACAAAAGUGUUCUUCAUAUAGCAUGUUUGAAAGGGUUUGAAAGACUAACAAAAAUACUGCUGGACCAUCAUGCUUCUAUUGACAUACAAGAUGCAAGUGGAUUUACACCGUUACAUUUGGCAUGCUUUAAUGGGCAAUUUGAUACAGCUUUUCUGUUACUAAAAGCAGGAGCCAAUAUCAAUGCAGUGGACACAUUGGAACAGACGCCUGUUUUUUAUGCAUGUACUGGAAAUUAUAAAAAUAUUGUUGAACUUCUUAUUGAAUAUAAAGCAGAUAUUAAUCAAAUCACAUCAACCGGUUUACUACCUUUGCAUGCGGCCUGUGAGAACGGAAAUAUAGAAAUAGUAAAUAUUUUGAUAAAAAAUCUUUCUAACAUAAAUGUUAAGGAGAAAACAGUCGAGUCACCUCUUCAUAUAGCGUGUAGACAAGGGAAUGAACGUAUAGUAAAUUUGUUGAUUGACCAGAGUGCUUCGGUCAAUUCAAAAACUAAGGAUAUGUUGACGCCAUUGCACGUAGCUUGCAAUAACGGGCAUCUGAAUGUUGCUGAUAUUCUGUUAAAGAAGAAUGCCAACUACAAAAAGAAAAAUAUAAAAGGAUGGACGGCUCUUUUUUUCAGCUGUGACAAAGGUUACAAUGAUAUUGUAAAGAUGCUACUGAAUUUAGAGACUGAUGUAAAUAUUUCGAAUAAAGAUGGAGUUACGCCCCUAAUGUUAGCCUGCAAAGGAAAUAUAAAUGUGGUUGAGACACUUCUGGUUUCAAAGGCAGAUGUGAUGCAAUGUGAUAAUGACAAGUGUUCCCCUUUAGAGUAUGCCUGCACCGCUGGAAAUGUGGAUAUAGUCAAUUUAUUACUCGAACAUGGUGUCAAUAUCAACUUGGCGAAUAAAAAUGGAAUUACCCCUAUUCAUGUCGCUUGUAUGAACGAUCGUGCACACGUUGUUAACUCGCUGAUUGAGCAUAAAGCUGAUAUUAAUUUAUUAGACAUUAUUGGUGAAACUCCUCUUUACAAAUCCUGCUUCAGCGGAAAUAUUGAAAUAGUAACGAUGUUGCUCAAUAAUGGGGCAACAAUCAAAAUAAGCGAUACUUCUGGAAAGUCUCCUGCAGCCAUUGCGAAGGCAAAAGGUUUCAGUAGUAUUAUCGAGCUUUUGGAAAAAGACCAGACCUGAUCAAGUCACUGCAAAGGAAAAAUGGUUCCGUAGUAUUGUCGAGAUUUUGAACACAGAAAAAUCUGAUCAAGAUCCAUAUAUUCCUUACAUUGCAUAAGCUGUUUUAAUUGUAUUACCGAUGUACAUAUUUUAAAAAGAAACACCAGUUUCUGUUAGUUCUUUUAAUUUCAACUAAAGGUGUAAAUGCAGUAACGUCUUGGUUAAGCAUUUUUUUUAUGGGAAAUAAUACAUUUUGAGUCAAACUUAUAUUUCCAGUGAACAGAAUAUUGUAAUUAAUGAAAUAUACAUAAUAUUCAACAGAAAUACGUUUUCUUUCGAAAGUGAAUGUCGAACCUGGUAUGAAUAAUGUGGUUCUUGCUUGUGUCGUUUUAUUGUUUAGUAGAAAUGUACGCUUAAAAGGUUAAAUUAACUAUUAUUAAAUACUGAUGAAAUAAA
Mytilus californianus (California mussel) is the source of this 4136-nucleotide messenger RNA. RefSeq lists its product as uncharacterized. NCBI's taxonomy places the organism in Eukaryota, Metazoa, Mollusca, Bivalvia, Mytilida, Mytilidae. Gene Ontology annotation, biological process: protein localization to ciliary inversin compartment. Bases 57 to 3701 code for a protein of 1214 amino acids. Gene Ontology annotation, molecular function: protein binding. Gene Ontology annotation, cellular component: ciliary inversin compartment. The transcript has 10 exons. The record is from RefSeq and is a predicted model, not a curated record.